UCUCCGUUUUCUUACACACACACACACACACUCUCACCAAAAACCGCCUUUCUUUUCAAGUCUUUCCCCUCUCUCUCUCUCUCCUCUCUCAUUCUCUCUCUCUCCAUGGUUAGGGUUUCUUAGCCCCUUCCUUUAUCAUAAACAUGUUGCAGAGAAACCCUUCUUGUUUCUCUAAUUUAUCAAAUUCCUCUCUCUCACACCUCUCUAGGUCAACCAUGUCCUGAUUCAGCUCCUUUUUCGGUUUCCUUCGUCUCUCUCUAUAUAUAUUUUUUGGCUCUUUCUUUUCUGGGUGGCAGUCCUGGAAUGGAAAUGUAUAAUGUUUCUGAAAAUGGAAACACAGAGACUUAUCUGAUUCAAGGUACCGAAGCAAGCCCACAUUUGACAAGUCCACUUCUUGAACAAAUUGAAACUAUGUACAACGAAGCGGCACCUGAGUUUGUUGUUGAUCAGAGCAUGUAUUAUCCUACUGCCACCAACUAUGGGUAUUAUUGUACAGGAUUUGAAUCACCCGGUGAAUGGGAGGACCACCAUAGGAUUUUUGGUGUAGAUGGUCCAGAUAUCCAAUACGCGGGUGUGCAUAAUGAAAGCCCCCCUUAUGUAUAUUAUACGCCUGGCUAUGGAUAUGCACAGUCUCCAUACAACCCAUACAAUCCUUACAUACCUGGUGCUAUGAUAGGAGACGAAAGUCAGAUUAUUGGGUCACCACAAUAUUACCUUAUUCCCUCUUAUCAGAACCCUGUUUCUCCACCUGCUUAUGUUCCCCUUGUCGUUCAACCAGAUGCUGUCCCUAGUAGUUCAGUCGACUCCUCAUAUGAUACUGGUGUAUCGAUGAAUAGAUUUGACGGGAGAGGUUUAAAACAUAAUUUCAGUUCAGCUACUGGAGCCUUUCCAAGGAACUCCCUGAAAUCCGUUUCAAAUCAGACAAAUUCCCUGUCCAGAGUUUCAGAAGGACCAAGAGCUACUGUUGGACCAAGCAAGCAAUCUGUGAUGCAUGGGAGUGUUUCUGCUGGUAAUUUUGCCCCUCCAGCUUCAUCACAUGUUCUUCAGGGUAGAAGUGCCUCUGGCUCAAUUCCAGCUGUAGAUAACAUUUCCAAUGGAAAGGUUCUAUCUCAUCAUAAUCAACUGAAAGUGACACUUCCAGCUGGUAAUGGUUUAUCAGACUUUGGAUCAAGUGCCUACGGACAGGGUGCAGGGGCUAAGAUUCGGCCCAAGAUCCACGUUGGUAGAGCACUGAAUGAUGUAACUGGUGGCCCAGAUGCAUUGGUUGAGCAGAAUCGGGGCCCUAGAACCAACAGAUCAAAAAAUCAACUGGCUGUCAAAGCCUACACAAGCAAGGCGGGAGAUGGUAAUGCACAUGGAAACAUUGUUAUCUAUACUGAUCAGUAUAACAAGGAGGAAUUUCCAGUUGAUUAUGCGGAUGCAAAGUUCUUUGUAAUAAAAUCAUACAGUGAGGAUGAUGUACAUAAGAGCAUUAAGUAUAAUGUUUGGUCAUCUACACCCCAUGGAAACAAGAAGUUGGACGCUGCUUAUGAAGAUGCACAGAGAAUGGCUGCAGGGAAGCCUAGAGGCUGCCCUAUCUUCCUCUUCUUCUCUGUUAAUGCAAGCGGUCAAUUCUGUGGUGUUGCAGAGAUGGUUGGCUCGGUUGACUUCACUAAGGAUAUGGAUUUUUGGCAGCAAGAUAAAUGGAGUGGAAGCUUCUCUGUCAAGUGGCACAUCAUCAAAGAUGUCCCAAACACAAAUUUUAGACACAUUAUCUUAGAAAAUAAUGAGAACAAGCCAGUGACUAAUAGCAGAGAUACACAAGAGAUCAUGUAUAAGAAAGGCCUUGAGAUGUUGAAAAUCUUCAAAAAUCACACAUUGAAGACCUCAUUACUUGAUGAUUUCAUUUACUAUGAAAAUCGUCAGAAAAUCAUGAAGGAAGAGAAAUCCAGGUUACUUAUCAAGAGCAUAGAAAGUCCAUAUUUUGUACCUUCAUUGGAUCCCCCUCUUAGGCUUAAUCGUGUUGAGCUACUUCCAAGUGAAGAUGAGAAAACUAUCAAGCCUAACGAUGGCCUGAAUUACUCAAUAAAGACUGGAGUCGCUGCUCCUGAGCAGGUUUCUAUUUCUGAUGUCCCCAACACAAAAUUUUUAGAUGGAAAUGCCAAGCACAUAACAGUUGGGGCAAAAGAUGACGUAGUGUCUACUUUAAAGAUUGGUUCACUCACCAUAAACCCAAAAAAGGCUGAGCCUAUGCCCUUGCCCUCUUCUGCAAUUGCUAAUAAUGACAUUGUCACAGUAGGCUCAGUUCCCAUCAAAGUUAAUGGAUUUGCCGAAUCUGGUAUUCUAACAGUUGGUACUAUUCCGCUUGAUCCCAAAGCACUUAAGCUUGACAAGGGGGGUGCUUCUGUUAACAUUGGAUCCCAACGUUAAUGAUGCAGAGGUUUUUCAUGGCAUCAUUAUUUUGGGAGUUAUUUUUUGUUGGAGGAUCUACUAUAGUGCAGGCAGGAUUAAUUGUCGGCAUGAGUUAUUGUACUCAGUCGUGGCUAUAUGCAUUGGUAAAUUGAAUGCUCGUUUCUGAUCAUCUUGAUUGUUUCAACAUUUGCUGCGGUUGUUUUGAUCCACACUUAUACUGAUGUCUUUGGUUUUUUGUGGGGUCUGGUUGUUGCUCUGCUCCAAUCAAGUCGAAACACAGUGUAACCUUUUCUUUUGCAUUUCAUCAAUAUAUUCAAGAUUAAAAAGAAUUUUCUUUGUUGGUCAGUGACCGCAUUUCUGCUGGAAAGUCAUACUCGUCAAGACCA
Molecule: messenger RNA, 2777 nt
Organism: Quercus robur (English oak)
Lineage: Eukaryota; Viridiplantae; Streptophyta; Magnoliopsida; Fagales; Fagaceae
Product: YTH domain-containing protein ECT2
Exons: 8
Coding region: 304-2409 (701 amino acids)
Biological process (GO): mRNA destabilization
Cellular component (GO): cytoplasm
Molecular function (GO): mRNA binding
Source: RefSeq, a predicted model, not a curated record